GCUGCUCAGUCUCGGGCAUUUGGCUGCAUUUCCCCAGAGUGAUAUAACUCUCCCCCUCCAUUAACAACACAGCCACCAGUCGUCACAUCAAUCUGUUUCUGCAGACAAAAGCCUUUGGCCGUGGAGGUGCCACAGGCCGGUGUGUGACGGUGAAGUGAAUGGGAUCGAAACCCUGUAGAUCAAGGGUGACAGGCGGAUACGUGAGGGGGAAAUAAGUGGUGGAUUUAUGGCUUUGAAGUUAAAAUAAAAAAUAAAAUACAAAACUUUUUUUUUUUAAAACAUAUAAUUGAGUUAUUCAUUGGGGAUAAAUGGGGGAGGGCUUCACGUCUCAUUGUUGCAACCUUUUUUUAUGACGUAGAUCCAGUUGUUUUGGUCCCCCCCUGCCCAAUCGGAAGCUCCUUUUAUUCCGCCGGAGCCGAAAUGGAUCUAUUCCUGCUGCAGCUCCGUCCUCCCGUAAGGACCAGGACGUCCUUCACCGGGGGCUCCGCACCUGCCCGCCGCUGCUGCUCUGAACGGCAGCACUGACAUGGAAACCCCCUUACAGCUGCAAAACGAUUUUUUUCCACAGCAGCAGCAGUUCCAUCACUGUAAGUACCAGCACUACUGCGGACGGGAGGAUCGGCUCAGCAAGCAGCACGAGCAAUGCUGCACCUGCAAUAACUGCACCUGCGAUGCAAGAAAAAGCCUCGUCUUCCGCGGGACGUCGCCGACCACUGUGGGAACUUUGAAGACGCCUUCGGAGACGUCUUCGAGGCAAGGCUGCCAGUACAGCGUCUGCGAGUUCACGCCUUCUAGUCAUGGUAGUUCAUCCAGACAUCAUCAUCCUCACCGUCAGCAGCAGCAGCAGCAGCAGCAGCAUCGGCUGCGGGGCAGCCUGGGCAGCAGCCACAAAGACAGUAACUCCUACAAUGAAAUAGCCAUGAGCAGCUGCAGAUACAACGGCGGCGUCAUGCGGCCGCUGAGCAACUUGAGCUCGUCCCGCAGAAACAUACACGAGUUUGAUUCCGAGUCCCAGCCUUUGCAGCCCAUAUCAGCCGCGGAUGCGUCGGACACUUUAGUCUCCAAGCCGGAGAACAACUCCACCACCCUGAUGCCUUACGCAUCGGGAGACGGAGGGGGCGGCUGCGGCCACAGCAGCGGCAAAUCGGGGAAAAAGAAGAACCAGAACAUUGGGGAAAAGCUGGGGCACAGGAGGGCCUUGUUUGAGAAGAGGAAGCGGCUCAGCGACUAUGCUUUAAUCUUUGGGAUGUUUGGGAUCGUUGUUAUGGUUAUAGAGACUGAACUCUCAUGGGGAGCGUAUGGAAAGGAAUCCCUGUAUUCAUUAGCUCUAAAAUGCCUGAUAAGCCUUUCUACAAUCAUUCUCCUGGGGCUGAUCAUCAUAUACCAUGCAAGAGAAAUACAGCUCUUCAUGGUGGACAAUGCAGCUGAUGAUUGGAGGAUAGCCAUGACGUACGAACGGAUCUUCUUCAUCUGUCUGGAGAUCCUGGUCUGCGCCAUACACCCCAUCCCAGGGAACUACACCUUCACCUGGACGGCCCGUUUGGCCUACUCCUACGUCCCGUCCAGAACAGAUGCAGACGUGGACAUCAUUCUUUCCAUUCCCAUGUUCCUGCGGCUGUACCUCAUUGCUAGAGUGAUGCUGCUGCACAGCAAGCUCUUCACCGAUGCCUCGUCUCGUAGCAUUGGUGCCCUCAACAAGAUCAACUUUAACACACGCUUUGUGAUGAAGACCCUCAUGACCAUUUGUCCUGGCACUGUGCUGCUGGUUUUCACCAUCUCGCUGUGGAUCAUCGCUGCAUGGACAGUGAGAGCUUGUGAGAGGUACCAUGACAACCAAGAUAUAACCAGCAAUUUUCUUGGAGCCAUGUGGUUGAUCUCAAUCACGUUUCUAACCAUUGGAUAUGGGGAUAUGGUCCCACACACAUACUGUGGAAAAGGAGUCUGUCUCCUGACUGGCAUUAUGGGUGCUGGCUGCACUGCCUUGGUGGUGGCUGUUGUGGCGAAGAAAUUAGAACUAACCAAAGCUGAAAAGCAUGUCCACAAUUUCAUGAUGGACACCCAGCUAACGAAAAGAGUGAAAAACACAGCUGCGAAUGUUCUCAGGGAGACGUGGCUCAUCUACAAGAACACCAAACUGGUGAGGAAGAUGGACCACGCCAGAGUCAGGAAGCACCAGAGAAAAUUUCUCCAAGCCAUUCACCAAGCUCGAAAAUUGAGAAGUGUUAAAAUGGAGCAACGCAAGCUGAAUGACCAAGCAAACUCACUAGUGGACCUUGCUAAGACUCAAAACAUCAUGUAUGACAUGGUGUCGGACUUAAAUGAGCGAGGCGAGGACAUGGAGAAGAGGAUUGCGCUGCUAGAGACAAAGCUGGAGACUCUGCUGAGCAACUUGCAAGCUCUGCCUGGACUCAUCAGCCAGGUCAUCACCCAGCAGCACAGGGACUUCCUGGAGGGUCAGCUCCAGCCUUACGACAAACACAGCCCUGAGCGCUCACAGUCGGUGUCCCGAAGGAGGUCGUCCUCCACAGCACCACCCACCUCCUCAGAGAGCAGCUAAAGUCUAAGAGCAAAGCCUCCACUGAUGACUUUUGCCAUCAUAUGGCCAAGUUGCAUUUAUCGUAAAGCCUUAUGGUUUCAAUAAGUAUUAUCCAAAUUCUGAUGACAGAAUUGAGUUACUGGGGAUGAUGCAUUUUAAUGAGCAACUUCAUGCUGUUAUUGUUUUUAUUACCUCAAAAAGUUCUUUUCUCUGGUGACACGACUACAAAAAAAAGGCGCUUCCCUCAGUCAAAAACUAAAAGGCUUAUCAAUGGGGCUAUGACAUAACGUCUUCUCCAUCUCUAUGCAGAGGUAGCCGGUUCCAAGAGGUUCAGGUGCAAAACUACUGCACUAAAAUAGUGCUUCUCACAGACUUUAUGCUCUCGCUAGCUUGAUUUAGCUGCAGGGUUCCUCAAAGCAAAACAGAGAAAUCCGUAAGGGAACAUGUCAGAGACGAAGAGGAGACGACUCUGAAGAUCUGGAAUAAAGUCACAGCAGGAAGCUGGAGAAAAUGGCUCCACCACCCCAUCAGGUAGAGAUACCUUUAGAAAGCUUGAAAUAAUGGGGGCAAAAAACACUAAACUUUUAGGUUAGAAACAGAAUCAACUAUAGCUGUUUUAUUUUUCCCAGCGCCUCCUCUAGAAUGACUAUUUUUGGGGCGACAUGGCAAAUACUUUAAUCCUCAAGAGGAAAUGAAUGCAUCAAAAUCUGUACUUGCACUUAAUUUUUAUUCAAUGCACUUCAAUGCUGACUGAUAUAUGAUAUAAAGAUGUGUUACUCAUUAAAAGAAGAACAUGUGACAUGUU
Molecule: messenger RNA, 3341 nt
Organism: Oryzias melastigma (Indian medaka)
Lineage: Eukaryota; Metazoa; Chordata; Actinopteri; Beloniformes; Adrianichthyidae
Gene: kcnn2
Product: potassium calcium-activated channel subfamily N member 2
Exons: 9
Coding region: 527-2557 (676 amino acids)
Biological process (GO): potassium ion transmembrane transport
Cellular component (GO): neuron projection; plasma membrane; neuronal cell body
Molecular function (GO): small conductance calcium-activated potassium channel activity; calmodulin binding
Source: RefSeq, a predicted model, not a curated record